Camponotus floridanus (Florida carpenter ant) is the source of this 1370-nucleotide messenger RNA. Its product is annotated as mitochondrial intermembrane space import and assembly protein 40. Gene Ontology annotation, biological process: protein import into mitochondrial intermembrane space. The record is from RefSeq and is a predicted model, not a curated record. The transcript is spliced from 2 exons. NCBI's taxonomy places the organism in Eukaryota, Metazoa, Arthropoda, Insecta, Hymenoptera, Formicidae. Gene Ontology annotation, molecular function: protein-disulfide reductase activity. Bases 452 to 952 code for a protein of 166 amino acids. Gene Ontology annotation, cellular component: mitochondrial intermembrane space.
AGGCACGUGAAGGCGAGUGAAUCAGACGCCGCCGUGUAAGUGCACCGUGCGUAAGUACCGCGUACCUUUUGCGAUAUCUGUUGUUCGAUGCAGGGUCGCGAUAUGAGUGACGAGACCACACUUCCGUAGAACAUCCACUCUGUCCUGAUCUGGAGAUAACUCUAGUAUACUUGAAGAAAAACAUUCUUGAAGCCGUUCGGCAGCUUUGCGGUGAAGAGGGAGCCAAGAAUCCAAUAGAUAUUUUAAAGUAUACCCCUGCAAAGCGCAGAUUUAUCGUGCGCUGUCCAUCUAACUUUUAUACGCAGCUACGAACCUCCUUGACUUUAGCCACCAAAUACGAGAACGAGACGUGCGUGUAUACAGUGCACCGAGCAUCACGGAAUUUAUUGUCUUUCACUGCUGAUAGUAGGACCUAUAAUCACGGAGAAGUAGUUUCUUCUGGACAUUAAUCAUGCCGUUAAUUCGCAAGGAGGGCAAGGACACCAUUAUUUUCGCCUCUAAAGAGGAUCACGCGGUACCUAGCAAAAUCAAUUUACCGGAUCCGGAACCUGCUCCUGGCCUGCUGCUACCUAACGGUGAGAUCAACUGGAAUUGCCCGUGUCUAGGUGGUAUGGCGACUGGGCCGUGUGGAUUAGAGUUUCGCGAGGCUUUCUCCUGUUUCCAUUAUUCGACUGCGGAUCCCAAGGGCUCUGAAUGUCGUAAAGUAUUCGAAACAAUGCAGGACUGCAUGUUGCAGUAUCCGGCAUUGUAUGAAAGUAAAGGUGCGCCGACUGACGAUCUAGACGAUGAAACGGAGGAGGUUGAAGAAACAGACAAGAAGUCAUCGGGUUCCAGCGAGGAAAAGAAGAAGGUCAUUGUUGCUAGUCAGGACGAAAUAUUGGAAAUGACAACUGAGAAGAGAGUGAACACUUCGAGUACAAAGCAAGAAGUAGAGCGAGCUAAGACUAAUUGAAUAUGUUACGUAUGCUUUAUAUACUUUGCUUUGUUUCAAGGUGAUGUUAUGAUGUCCUUUUCUCUUCUUUUAAUGAAUAUCUAUUUCAUUGAGAAGACACAAUAUCACCUUGUAAUAUUGUGGUGUAGGUAGUAUUUGCAAAAUGCGUUUUUACAACGCAUAGAUAAUGAGACUUAAAACGUGAAAGAUCUCUCUAACCUGAACAAAAGUGAUGUAUGAAAUGAAUAGCUUAAAAAAGACAUGAAAUGCACAGUUAUUUCUGAUAUUUCAUAAAAUUAUCAGAUUAAGAGAGAUUUAAAUGUAAAAGCGUAUUUGUGUAGAGUGAUUAGUGGAUUUAUGGUAAGUUUGGAUACAACUGUGCAGUCAAGUUGUUUAUAGAUUUCAUGUUUGCCUGUUAUUAAAAAGAUCUUAUAAAUUC